CAUGGAGGGGAGUGUGGGAGGAGGAGAAGAUGACGGUCAGCUGAGCCCCGGCGCCGGCGAGCAGGCAGAGCCAGCGGCCGAGACACCAGAAACAGAUGCGCCUCCUGUCCUUGAAGAAGCGGACGCCAUCCUUGAAAAGCCGAAGCAAUCCUCCGAAAUGCCGAAACCAGAAAAACAGUUCAAUGUAAAAAAUGAGACGUUCAGAGACGUAUUCCUAUGGAGAAGGAAGAAGGCGAGCCUGUUGGUGCUGUUUGUAGCGACCACGAUUUGGGUUUUGUUGGAGCUUUGCGGCUUCCGUGCUCUCACGCUGAUCGCAUGGACCGCCAUGGCCGCGGUUGCUGUUGGUUUUGCUUGGAACAUUGUUGCACCCCUUUUUCGAAAGGAGACCAUUAGGGUGCCGAAGUCGGAAAUCUCCGAGAAAUCCGCCGCCGACGCGGCGCGGAGAGUUUGCAGGACGAUUGAGGAUGGUUUGAAUUGGGUUCUCACUGCGCUGGUGGAAAAGAGAGACGUGAUGGUGUUUGGGGAGAUCAUAGCGGCGUUGUGGGUCGUCUCUAUAGUUGGUAGCUGGUUCGACCUGAUCACGUUUGCCUACUUGUGUAUGGUUCUCUGUUUCGUUUUGCCCGUCACUUACCUCAAGUACGAAGGGAAGAUCAAGAAGAGCUUAGAAGCUGCAAGAAGAUGGGGAGAACAAGUGUAUAAGAAGGUGGACGAGAAAUUUCUAUCAAGAAUGAAAUUCGAAAGGAAACCCAUGAAGGAGAAGAAGGCUGAGUAGGAGGAGAAAUGAUCUGCUGUAGGUCGCAUGGUUUGGUUGUACAGUAUUGUCCCUUUUUAUCUUUGCAAGUAUAAUGAUAUUUGUGUACAUUAUGUUACAUUAUGCAUGCGUUCGACAUUCUGAGUCGAUAAGAAACAUGAUUCUCAUUUUAAUGUCUAACUUUUGAGUCCGACACCU
This is a messenger RNA of Nymphaea colorata (pocket water lily), 949 nucleotides long. Its product is annotated as reticulon-like protein B5. The coding region runs from base 2 to 772 and encodes 256 amino acids. Lineage: Eukaryota; Viridiplantae; Streptophyta; Magnoliopsida; Nymphaeales; Nymphaeaceae. The record is from RefSeq and is a predicted model, not a curated record. The transcript has 4 exons.